Molecule: messenger RNA, 2998 nt
Organism: Erigeron canadensis
Lineage: Eukaryota; Viridiplantae; Streptophyta; Magnoliopsida; Asterales; Asteraceae
Product: importin subunit beta-1
Exons: 3
Coding region: 126-2723 (865 amino acids)
Biological process (GO): protein import into nucleus
Cellular component (GO): cytoplasm; nucleus
Molecular function (GO): small GTPase binding; nuclear import signal receptor activity
Source: RefSeq, a predicted model, not a curated record
CUCUCUCUCUCUAAAACCUACAUAUACAUACACCCUUCUAUCUCUCUAUAUAUAUUUUUCUCUAUAUAUAAUAUUAAUAAUAAUAAAUAAAUAAAAUAUCCGCACACUUCCUUUGAGGCGAAAAAAUGGCUGUUGAGAUUACAGAGUUUCUAUUAUCUGCACAAUCACAAGACACAAAUGUCCGAACUGAAGCCGAGGGUAGACUUAAGCAGUUUCAGGAGCAAAACCUUCCUGGAUUUCUUUUGUCCUUGUCAGUUGAGCUCUCUAAUGAUGGCAAGCCUUUGGAGUCUCGUAAGUUGGCUGGUAUUGUGCUUAAGAACUGUUUGGAUGCCAAAGAUGCUACAACAAAGGAGCAUUUAGUGCAAAGCUGGAUGUCAAAUGACGUGUCUUUCAGAUCUCAAGUUAAAGGCUUGCUGUUGAAUACUCUUGGUUCAUCUGUUUCUGAAGCAGGGCACACUGCUGCCCAAGUUAUUGCCAAGAUUGCUUCCAUUGAAAUUCCAAGAAAAGAAUGGCCGGACCUUAUUGGCUCUUUGCUUGGAAAUAUGACCCAACAAAAUAAGCCUGCAUCAUUGAAGCAAGCAACCUUAGAGGCACUUGGGUAUGUUUGCGAAGAGAUAUCCCACAAUGAUCUUGUGCAAGAUGAAGUGAACUCUGUACUCACUGCUGUUGUCCAGGGAAUGAAUGCCAUUGAGCAUAGUUCUGUACGUCUUGCAGCAACUACAGCACUAUACAACGCUCUUGAUUUUGCUCAAACCAAUUUUGAAAACGAGAUGGAGAGAAACUACAUCAUGAAAGUUGUUUGCGAAACAGCCAUGGCUAAAGAGGCAGAUAUCAGACAAGCUGCUUUUGAAUGUCUUGUAUCAAUAGCUUCAACAUACUAUGAUGUCUUGGCGCCUUAUAUGCAGACUCUAUUUGAACUAACUGCAAAUGCUGUCAAAGGAGACGAGGAAGGUGUUGCUCUCCAAGCCAUUGAGUUCUGGAGCUCCAUUUGUGAUGAAGAGAUCGAGCUUCAAGACUAUGAAACUGGUGAAAGUGGAGAUUCGUACCCUCAUUCACGAUUCAUUGAGAAGGCUCUUCCACAGUUGGUUCCCAUGUUGCUUGAAACUCUAUUGAAGCAGGAUGAAGAGCAAGAUCAAGAAGAUGGUAUCUGGAAUCUGGCUAUGGCAGGAGGAACAUGCCUUGGUCUUGUUGCUAGAACUGUUGGGGAUGCGAUAGUGCCCUUAGUUAUGCCUUUCGUGCAGGAAAACAUAUCAAAGCCUGACUGGCGAUCACGUGAGGCAGCAACAUAUGCAUUUGGAUCAACUCUUGAAGGUCCUAGUGUUGAAAAGCUCUCCCCAAUGGUCACAUCUGCAUUAGAGUUUCUGCUUAAUGCUAUGAGGGAUGAAAACAGCCAUGUAAAAGACACAACUGCUUGGACUCUCGGUCGUAUUUUUGAGUUAUUGCAUUGUCCAGCGACUGGCUUUUCUGUUAUUACUGCUGGUAACAUUCAGCGAAUUAUGGGGGUUCUUUUAGGAAGUCUCAAAGAUUCACCUCAUGUUGCUGAAAAAGUCUGUGGGGCGAUUUAUUUUCUUGCUCAGGGAUAUGAGGGUCUUGAACAUGGCUCAUCUGUUCUCACACCGUAUCUUCCAGAUAUCAUAACUUCUCUUAUUGGAAGUGCAGAAAGAACAGAUGCCAGUGAUACGAAGUUAAGGUCUGCUGCAUAUGAAACCUUGAAUGAGGUUGUUAGGUGUUCUAACCUUGCUGACUCAUCGCAAAUAAUAGCACAGCUUCUUCCCAUUAUUAUGACCAAACUGGGACAGACAGUUGAACUUCAGAUUUUGUCGUCAGAUCAAGGAGAUUUACAAGCUGUGCUUUGCGGUGUCAUGCAAGUAAUCAUCCAGAAACUUAGCAGUGCUGAUGAAAGUAAACCCAUUAUAAUUCAAGCUGCUGAUCAGAUUAUGAUGUUAUUUCUUAAAGUGUUUGCUUGCCGAAGUUCAACAGUUCAUGAAGAAGCAAUGCUUGCCAUUGGCUCUCUGGCUUAUGCCACUGGACCCGAAUUUGUAAAAUAUAUGUCAGAAUUUUACAAGUAUUUAGAGAUGGGUCUUCAGAAUUUUGAGGAAUACGAGGUUUGUUCUAUCUCGGUUGGGGUGGUUGGUGAUAUAUGCAGGGCUUUGGAAGAUAAGGUUUUACCUUUUUGUGAUAGUAUCAUGACACUGCUUCUUAAGGAUCUUUCUAGUAAUGACCUAAACCGGUCUGUCAAACCUCCAAUCUUUUCAUGCUUUGGUGAUGUGGCACUUGCUAUUGGAGAACAUUUUGAGAAGUAUCUUCCUUAUGCAAUCCCAAUGAUGCAAGGAGCUGCUGAAGUGUGUGCUCAGAUAAACACCAAUGAUGAAGAGAUGGUGGAGUACGGUAAUCAGUUGAAGCGAAGCAUAUUUGAGGCAUACUCUGGUAUCUUACAAGUAUUCAAGGAAUCCAAGGCUCAGCUUAUGUUGCCUCAUGCUCCACACCUUUUAAAGUUCAUAGAAGUGGUUGUUAAGGAUGUCCACAGGGAUGAGAGUGUGGUAAAAGCAGCAGUAGCAGUGUUGGGAGAUCUUGCAGAUGCACUUGGUCCAAAUCUGAAGGGCCUAUUCAGUGACUUGACAUUCUGUCAAGAGUUCAUAGUAGAGUGUCUUCAAUCUGAAGAUGAACAGCUCAAGGAGACUGCCACUUGGACCCAAGGGAUGCUGGCACGCUCAUAUGCCUGAUUAAUCAUCAUUCUUUCUCGCUCACUGAAAAAUGCGCUUUUUCAAUUAUGGUUUCAUAUGAGGUUAUCAAGUUUAAACCUUGGUCGGGUCAGGUCAUGUCAUGUCAGGUCGGGUCAGUUCAGGACAGGUAAAUGCUGUGUUGCCAUGUGUCUUUUUGUACUAUCAAUCCAUGUACAAAAAUUGGUGGAAAGGUCAUUGUGUACGAGACUUGACAUAUUCAGGUCACUAUAAUGGUGGCUGAUCAAUUUUAUGAAACCUUUUGAUCCUGUAGUUCA